Messenger RNA from Ceratina calcarata, 1044 nucleotides. RefSeq lists its product as uncharacterized. Gene Ontology annotation, cellular component: membrane; neuronal cell body; axon. Gene Ontology annotation, biological process: male courtship behavior; chemosensory behavior; sensory perception of taste. Lineage: Eukaryota; Metazoa; Arthropoda; Insecta; Hymenoptera; Apidae. The transcript has 3 exons. Bases 1 to 1044 code for a protein of 347 amino acids. The record is from RefSeq and is a predicted model, not a curated record.
AUGCUCCUUUACGCGAGUUCUUUACUGUACGUGCUCUAUUACAUAAAUUUCUCCACCGUGAUCUCGAACAACACAACGGAAACGAUCAACACCAACAUGUAUUUUUUAUUGGAGGGAGUCUGCUCGAUGAUGUACGUGUUGCAUCACAUUUUCACCUACGGUGAAUCAGCCGCAUUUCAAGAGAUACUCGAGAUGUCUACGAUAUUAUCUCAGAAGAAGUAUAACGAGUUAUCAAAGUUGAUUUACGCGAAGGAUGUGAUUGGGUUCUUACUCCUGUUAGGCCAUGUUUCAAACUGUUUCACACACGAGAUUGUGCUGACUUUGCGGAAUUUGUGCACUUUGUACACGCUAAUGGUCAACUUCUUGCUCGACAUGUUUUAUAUAGAUUUAGUAUACGUUGUGAAAGCGUGUUUCAAAAAAUUGAAUAAGUCCCUUCAAGAGUUGACGUUCAUGUCAGAUGCCAAUAAGAGCUGCAACGGCGUUUCAAACCCAUUAUCUCCACAGGUCAAGUUUUUAUUGCUAACGAAACUGAAGAUCUUGGAGAAGAAACAUUUACAAAUCAGCCACGUGGUCGAAGGAAUGAAUAAUGACUUCCUUAUACGAAAUAUUAUUAUGACGACUUCGACGUUUAUCAUUGUCACGUUCAAUGUGUACUAUCAAUUGCUAUAUCCAUAUACUCCAUUAUCUGACAAUCCUGCUUAUCACAAUACAUUGUGGUAUUCUCCGUACAUUUCGGCAGUCUUCUUUUAUUUUGUCAAAUUCGGCAUGGUGAUAUGGACCUGUGAACUUGCGACAAACGAAGCACAGAAGAUCAAGAUAAUCAUUCACGACGUUCUUGGUAGUACAACUGAUGCAGAAGCGAAGUACGAGGCACAGCUAUUUUCAUUGCAAAUAUUGCACAAAAAUAAUAUGUUUACUGCAAAGGCAAUUGAUAUGAACGCGAUGCUUUUGUCACAGGUAGUUGGAGGUAUUACGAUGUACAUCAUGAUCCUUCUACAAUUUUUACUGAACACUGCUGUAUGCAGAAAAAUCGAAGCUUCUUAA